This is a messenger RNA of Trichomonas vaginalis G3, 975 nucleotides long. RefSeq names its product organellar and viral DNA polymerase type B. The transcript has a single exon. Gene Ontology annotation, biological process: DNA replication. The annotation marks the transcript as partial. NCBI's taxonomy places the organism in Eukaryota, Parabasalia, Trichomonadida, Trichomonadidae. Gene Ontology annotation, molecular function: nucleotide binding; DNA-directed DNA polymerase activity; DNA binding. The record is from RefSeq and is a predicted model, not a curated record.
UACAAUGAAGGAGAACUCAUCACUGACUUCGAUGCUGUAUCAUUGUAUCCAUCAGCAAUUGCUAGACUUUACUGUUUAGAAGGAAUUCCAAAAGUUAUGACAGAAGAGAUGAAGAGCAGUGAAUACUUGUUGGAGCAUCUCUUUGAUGAUGACCAAGCUGAACCAACAAAGGAAAAGUUCAUCUCAGGAUUUUACUGUCAGAUCGAGAUCUUGUCGAUCGGUAAGAACUCAGCAUUCCCAUUGAUUGUCGUCAAUCCUGACAUCAACCCUGACUUACAUGUUGCCAGAAGUUCCAAUACAUGCUGCAAGAUGUUCGUAGACCACAUUACGCUUCAAGAUCUGAUCAAGUUCCAAGAGAUCUCAUGCAAAGUCAUUGAUGGAUACUAUUAUGAUGGAAAAAGGGACAUGACAAUAAGGAAUGAAGUUAAGAAGCUCUUCGAAUUACGUGCUAAGUAUAAGAAGGAAGGUAAUCCGAUACAAGAGAUCAUCAAACUUCUUUUGAACAGUAUCUAUGGUAAGACGAUAUUAAAGCCCAUUGACAAAAAGAUUCGUUUCAUCAAGGACAAUAAGCUCACUGACUAUAUCAUUAAGAACUAUAAUGACAUACAGACAAUAGAGUUCAUCCCCGAUUCCGAACUUUCAUGUGUAAAGUCAUUUAAACCUAUCGUUCGUCACUUUAACUAUUGUCCAUUAGGUGUUUCAAUCCUUUCUAUGUCCAAACGAAUCAUGAAUGAAGUAUUCUUCACAGCAGAAGAUUUGGGCUUGAAGUUGUUCUAUCAGGAUACAGAUAGUUUACACUUGUAUGAGAAGGACUUAGAUAAGUUAGCAGAAGAAUACAAGAGAAGGUAUAACAGAGAACUCAUUGGAAAAGCACUGGGUCAAUUUCAUUCAGACUUUGCAGAGAUUACUGCAGGACAUAUGUCUAAGGCACAAAGAUCUAUAUUCGUUGGAAAGAAGACUUACCUCGACGAAUUA